AUGGCUAUAGGGAAAGGCAAGCGCUCGUCGGGCGCUAACGAGGCCCUCGCUAAUGGAGGUGUCUCUGUUUCCCAACCCGAAUCCGCACCUGAGAUGCCCCAGUUGGAAGAGGGCGCAUUCGCUGGCCUACGACAGAAGAUCGAGCAACGGUUGAAGGACCAGAGCUCUGGCAAGGGAAAGUCGAAGAAGAAUGACAAGCCGAUUGCUGCCGCCCAGCAGACCCCUACGAGGAAGGAGAAGCAGGCUGCCCCUAAGGCCGGCAAGAAGCAGGAGGGCUCUGCGCAGGGGAAAAAACGGGAUCGCAACGGAGAUGUGAUUGCGAGGGAAGAGAAGAAGGGAGGCAAGGACAAGCAGGAAAAGUCUGCAGGUUCCAAGAAGGGAAACAGCGACGAUACCUUGCGCCAGGAGAUUCUGGCUCUGGGUGGUACCGAGGAAGACUUUGAUCUGCUCGCUGAUGUCGACUCGGAGUCUGAAGUUGAGGGCGAAUCCUCCAAGCCAAAGGUCAAGGGCGGUGACGACGAUCUGCGCAAGGAGCUAUCCAAAAUGUUGGAGGCUGCUGGGCAUGUUGUGCCGGACGACCUAGCGGACGACGAAGUUGAGGAGGAGGAGGAGGAGGAGGAGGAGGAGGAGGAGGAGGAGGAGGAGGAGGAGGACGAAGAAGAGGAAGAAGAAGAAGGCAAGGACGACAUUGAGGAGGAGGUUGAGCAAGGCAAUGGCUCCGAAGAUGACAGUGGAAAGACCAGCGAGACAGAGGAGGAUGUUUCGGAAGUCUCUGAUGUCGAGAAAGCACCCCCGGCCCUCAAAGAGUCUAAGGCAAAGAAGGAGCCUGAAGUUAUCGUUCCUAAGGAAUAUGCGAAGCUUGCUGUUCUUCCUCGUUCUGAUUGGUACGCCAUUCCUCUGCCUCCAGUUGGCGGUGCGAAGCAAAUGAACGGCCUGCCCCGUCACUUAAUCGAUCGCAUCCACGAGCUUGCCAACUCUCUGCUUCAGGCGGAAAACGAAGAAUAUGCGAAAGCCCAACAAGCUUCGGCGUCUUCAUCGCACAAGUUCUACACGACCAUCAUGUCUUCCGGUACACUGAGCGAUAAGAUCUCUGCGCUGACUCUUGCCGUGCAAGAAUCGCCUCUACACAACACCAAAUCUCUCGAGACUCUCAUCGGGCUUGGCGGCAAACGCAGCCGUGCGCAGGCAGUCGAAGUUCUGCGGUCUCUAAAAGACAUGUUUGCUCAGGGUACCCUGUUGCCCGAUCGGCGCCUGAAGUCUUUUGCCAACCAGCCUGGACUUGUUGCUGCAUUCCAGGGAGCUGGAGGACGAUGGACCGAGCGUGAUCCGCUUCCUGGUGGCUUGCAGAAGAGUCAUCUGAUGGUCUGGGCUUUUGAAGACUUCUUGAAGGAGCAGUAUUUCGAAAUCCUGAAGAUUCUGGAGGUAUGGUGCAAUGAUGAGAUCGAGUUUUCGCGGUCUCGUGCUGUCAGCUACGUCUAUGAGCUGCUCAAGGAAAAGCCUGAGCAAGAAGCAAACUUGCUGCGCCUUCUUGUGAAUAAGCUUGGUGACCCUGGCAAGAAAAUUGCUUCGCGCGCAUCAUAUCUCCUUCUGCAGCUCGAACAGACACAUCCCAUGAUGAAGCCCCUUAUCAUCAAGGCUGUUGAGGAGUUGCUCUUCCGGCCUGGCCAAAGCCAGCAUGCCAAGUACUACGCCAUCAUCACCCUAAACCAGACGGUUCUUAGCCUGAAGGAGGAGAAGGUUGCUAUGCAGCUGCUGGAUAUCUACUUUGGGAUGUUCGUUACCCUCCUGAAGCCGGCCCAGCCUGGUAAGCCGGCCCAGCCUGGUAAGCCGGCCCCCAAGGGUAAGCCCCAGGGAAAGAAGGGACCAAAGGGCAAGGGUCGGAAUCAACCCGCCAAAGGGGAAGCCCAGGAUGAUGAGAUGCGCGAGAAGUUGACUUCGGGUGUCUUGACCGGUGUCAACCGCGCAUACCCCUUCACCGACGCUGACUCUGAUCGAAUUUCGAAACACAUCGACACUCUUUUCCGCAUCACCCACUCUUCGAACUUCAACACCAGUAUCCAGGCCCUUAUGCUGAUCCAGCAACUCACGGGAUCCACUCAAAUCGCCAGUGAUCGUUUCUACCGGACGCUGUAUGAAUCCCUUCUGGAUCCUCGUGUUGCCACCUCUUCGAAGCAGUCGCUCUAUCUGAAUCUCCUAUUCAAGGCACUCAAGAAUGACCUUAACGUCCGCCGGGUCAAAGCGUUCGUCAAGCGUAUUGUCCAGGUGCUCGGAAUGCACCAACCCUCGUUCAUUUGCGGUGUUUUCUACCUGAUCCGCGAGCUGGAGAAGACCUUUACUGGUCUCCAAUCCCUGCUCGACCAGCCUGAGGACAACGAGAGUGAUGGUGAAGAGGUGUUCCGCGACAUGCCUGAUGAGGAUGAUGAGGAGCCGGCACCCGCUCCUGUGGUGACCACCCCAAAGACGAACAAUGGCUACGACCCUCGCAAGCGUGACCCCGAGCACAGCAAUGCUGACAAGACCUGUCUCUGGGAACUGCUGCCCUUCGCGUCUCACUUCCACCCAUCUGUCUCUGUCAAUGCCGCUCGUCUCCUGGAGCAUGAGACCAUGAGUGGCAAGCCCGAUCUGACUAUUCACACUCUCACCCACUUCCUUGACCGCUUCAUCUACCGUACUCCCAAGGCCAGCGCUGCCUCCCGCGGUGCCUCGAUCAUGCAGCCCCUCGCGGGCGGCGAGGCUCAAGACCGUCUGGUGGAAGCCGGCAAGUCCGCGCCCCACGGCCAGCCUCUCAACUCCGAGAACUUCUGGAAGAAGAAGGCCAACGAGGUCGCUGCAGAGGAUGUCUUCUUCCACGAGUACUUCACUCGUGUUAACAAGGACAAGAUCAAGGUUAAGAAGGGCAAGGGGGCCGAGGACCCUGCUGACAAUGACGAGGAGGAUGCCGCGGAUCUUAGCGAUAACGAGUCUGAGAUCUGGAAGGCGCUUGUCGACUCGCGGCCGGAUCUGGAGGCUGAUGAUGACGAGGAUGACGAUCUGGAUAUGGAUGAUCUGGAGUCUGCCUUCGACGACGAAGACGAGGAUGAUGAAGAGGGUGCCGGAGGUAGCGACGAUGAGGUCAUCUUCAACGACGAGUCGGACGUCCCAUCCGACGAGGAGAUCGACGAUGCUAGCGACUUCGAUAUGGACGAGGAGGUUGCUUCGCCGCCGUCGAAAACGGCCAGCAAGAAAUCCGCCAAGACGGAGAAGAAAGCGGAGAAGAAGGCAAUGGACGACGAGGAGGACGAUUUCGAUAUGGACGUCUCGGACGAGGAGGCCUUCUUCAACAGCGACGACGACCUGCCGUCCGACAUGGAGCUGGGCGGCGUGGACCUGGAGCCCAAGGCGGAGGCCUCGGAGAGCAAGAAGCGCCGCAAGCUCAAGCACCUGCCGACAUUCGCCUCAGUGGACGAUUAUGCGGCACUGCUGGCGGACGAGGACGAGGGUAUGUAG
Penicillium canariense is the source of this 3486-nucleotide messenger RNA. Its product is annotated as RNA-binding ribosome biosynthesis protein MAK21. Gene Ontology annotation, cellular component: nucleus. The coding region runs from base 1 to 3486 and encodes 1161 amino acids. The transcript is spliced from 4 exons. The record is from RefSeq and is a predicted model, not a curated record. Lineage: Eukaryota; Fungi; Ascomycota; Eurotiomycetes; Eurotiales; Aspergillaceae.